This is a messenger RNA of Medicago truncatula (barrel medic), 996 nucleotides long. RefSeq lists its product as uncharacterized. The transcript has 5 exons. The record is from RefSeq and is a predicted model, not a curated record. NCBI's taxonomy places the organism in Eukaryota, Viridiplantae, Streptophyta, Magnoliopsida, Fabales, Fabaceae. The coding region runs from base 9 to 917 and encodes 302 amino acids.
GAUCAUUAAUGCUUAUGUUCUUGUUACAGGAGUUGAUGAAUGAACAAUCAAUGGACCAACAACGUUCACUUGGAGAAACUGAUACUUCCGUCAAACCUUCUCAGGUUAGUGAAAUAAGUGUUGAAGAAGGAACUACAUCAGCUAAUGCCAAGAGAACAACAGCAUCAUCACAAGAAUGUGGUGACUGCCAAAUAGUCAUACCUUCUCAGGAUGUUGAUAUUAACAUCAAUGAUGAUCAAGUUUCUGUAAAUGAUGAUGCUGUCAUAAAAGUAAAGGAACAAUUAUCUAAGGAUGUUGAAUUUAAAGUUCCAGAAUCUAUCAUUCCUUUGCCUCAAGAAUUUCAAACUCCUUCAAUGCUAUCCGGAGGAGACCCUUCUCAAAAUGUAGAAGAUUUAAGUUCUUCUUUGUUUGUCAAGAGUGAGCUUGAGCAACUAGUCUCCAAGAAUCAUUUGGAUUAUGAGAACUUAUCUCUAUUGACAGGUUUCCUUGUUAAAAAUCCUUCUGUUCGUUUAAAAGACAAUUCACUGCGUAAUAGAUUCAAGGGUUGUGCUUACAACUUAUUGGCAGAGCUAUUGAAAUUCCUUGAAACUCAUAGUGUCUUGGAUGUAUUAGGCUCAUGCCACUCUGAAUUUGUGGAUCUACUACUAGAUGCGCGCAACUUUGGUUUUGAUAAGGAUUGGUUGGAUAGUGUCGAAAGGCGGGCUAUGUUUCCUGAUAUACAAAUAUCUCAAGACGCCAUGCAAAAAUUAUUGGAUUCCAAGCAACAAAUUACCAAGGAAGUUGAAGUGUUGCAUUUAAAGAUAGAGAUUUUAAGUCAACAUGUGGAAGAUCUUAAGCAUCAAUUGACAUCCUCUAAAGCUGUUUUGAAGAAUAUAAUUCAACAAGAGGCGGUUUUAAGUGCACCUAUUGGUUAUUAGACUAUAUUUUCAAGUACUUUUAUUUCAUCAUUGCUGCUUUGUUAUGCUUUUCAUUGUGGGAACCUUUGUUCUUCAAUAU